Scomber scombrus (Atlantic mackerel) is the source of this 2508-nucleotide messenger RNA. It is a transcript of the gene rnf114, whose product is annotated as ring finger protein 114. The coding region runs from base 26 to 709 and encodes 227 amino acids. Gene Ontology annotation, biological process: protein polyubiquitination; ubiquitin-dependent protein catabolic process. Gene Ontology annotation, molecular function: ubiquitin protein ligase activity. The transcript has 6 exons. The record is from RefSeq and is a predicted model, not a curated record. Lineage: Eukaryota; Metazoa; Chordata; Actinopteri; Scombriformes; Scombridae.
CUGACCGACACAGGAAAGAAAAGAAAUGGCGAUGCUCGGUGGGUUUAGCUCUACACAGCACAAGAAAAACAUCUCUGACGGCAGCGGCGACGUGUCAGAGUUUGUCUGUCCAGUUUGUCUCGAAAUUUUCGACAGUCCCGUCACAACACAAUGCGGACAUACGUUCUGCCAGAGUUGUUUGCAGGAGUGUUUGCGUCCACAAAAGCCUGUUUGUGCUGUAUGUCGGGCUACCCUUGGUCACUGGGCUAAAGCAGUCGAGCUAGAGGCCGUCAUCCAAUCAUCUGUGGCGGCUUGCAAGGGAUGUGGAGCUCAGGUUGGCCUUUCUCAGAUGAGAAGCCACACAGCUGCCUGUUCAAAAUACCAGGAGUACAUUGAGGAGGGAGUGAGGACCACUGCUCAGAGCCAGCCUGCCAUCAUCAGUCCAGUGCCAAACCGUUACACCUUCACCUGUCCUUACUGCAACUGCCAGAACCUUGACCAGGAUGGCCUGGUUGAACAUUGCACUUCCCAGCAUGCUCGAGAUGCACGCCAAGUGGUGUGCCCCAUCUGUGCCUCAAUGCCUUGGGGGGACCCAAACUACAGGAGUGCUGACUUUUUCCAGCACCUGAAGAUUAGACACACCUUUUCCUAUGAUACCUUUGUUGAUUACUCCACAGAUGAGCACACAAUGAUCCAGGAGGCUCUACAGCGCUCCCUUUUGGACAACUAAAGUGUGAAGAACAAUCUGCCAGUGAAGGGAAAUGGUGAUGUGGUGUCUUGAGAAGACAGUAGCAUCAUUCAUCUAUAAAUGAGGAUGGUGGUACUGUAUUACUGUGGGUAAUCAGUUUCACAGGGAAUUGGUAUUGUAACUAUGAAUCUAUAGGUUUAACAUUAAAAACAAAUAAAUCAUACAAUAUGGUUAAAAAAAAGCAUACUGUACUGUCUGAUAUAGGAGUGAUCCUGUGUUUCUGGUGUGAUAAUAUCUUAUCUUCCCCCCAGUUGAGCCUGUAGACUUGAUAGUUUGUUGAAAAUCUACUAAACUAUGUUUGUUGAGCUGUUCGUUCAUUGAUGACAUGGUGUCAAAUAGCCAAAAACUUCCAAAGCUGUAAUUAAAAUCCCCCGUUGUCAAUACUUGAUGUAAUAAGAGGGUUCUACCACUAGGUGGCUAACUAUUGCCAGCAAAUGAUAAACUUCACUCAGUGAAGUCGUCAAGUAAUGUUCACAGUAAUAUAUAAUAAUCUACUCAAGAGUGAUUCUGCAUGUUAACUCUAAUAAGAGAAGAUGGGUUUUUGUUAAUCUUUUUGUUUCUGAGUUUAUUGGCAAAUGUCUUUUUUCUGUCUUUUUUAUGCUGUUCUUGGGUGUAGUGCGUGUGAGAGAGUGUGUUCAUUCUGUUUUCAGAGAUCUACUGGAAAGAAUAAAUAAUGUGGGGGUCAAACAAAGCCAGAGAUGGCUGUUUGCUUUAUUGUAAUGUUUCUCCCUAAUGUCUUUGUGCCUGCUGGUAGAUCUUGUUUCUGACUUCCAAACUCAUAGGGCUAAUAGUUCACCCAGAAAACCAAAAGAUGCAAGUAGGAAACCAUCCAUAUGUCAUAAUUGGUCAGUUCAGUGAUUUCCAUGUGGCAAAGAUUUAUUUGCAUGUUUAUGGCCAUAGGAGGGCAGUAGAGUUCCACCGUUAUCUGGCCAUCCAUGACAGCCACUGGCCCUCACCAGCCUCCUGGCUCUGUUGCAAGACAUAAUUCAACACAGAUUUCAUUCUAUAAAUGUGCUUUACUCAAUGUGUUGUUUCCAGCCUAGUUUUUAACUGUGUUUUGUUCAAAUGCAGCAUACAAAAAUGUCACUGAUCUUAAAAAAAAAGGUUUUAGUGGGGUUAUUUGUCACAGUUUAACAGAAUAACCACAACUUCACUUUUAGACAUUGAUGAUGUGACAUCAAAUUUUAAAUGUAACCCACAGUAGUGUGUUUUCCAUGCCCAGUGUCUUGGAUGUUUGUUUCUGCUGGCUUUCAUAUUUCUUAACAUCACUGCCAACAGUUCUGGGGGAAAAAAACAAAAACAUUGUUAUUAUUUGUAUGUUUCCAAAAACUGACAGCAUGUGAAGAAAAUUUCAGUUUGACAUUGUUUGAUUUGUACUGGAUUAUUUCAGUUUAAAUGUUUUAACUUUAAAUGUGAGUUGUGUGUAUGUUAUUUUAUGUCAGUGUUGUUUUCCAAUGACACAUAAUUGUCACAACUCAAACACAUAGUAAAAUGAUUCACACAGUCGCACUGCAUUUGUUUUCUACUAACAGGUAAAUAAAACUCCACACACCCAGAUUAAGUAGCCCUAGAGCAGAACCUUAAUGCCUUUUCACAUAGUCUUUGGUGCCACUUAGGCUUAGAUGUUCGUUUUUCUCUCCGGUAAAAUGUGUAAUAAUUUUGUAUGUGUUUCUCAUGUAUAAUGACCUUUUUUUUCUCAAUAUAUCUCUCAUUCUCUUAUGUCAGCCCUACUGUCAGAGGGUGCUAAAUCCUGAUAAAUUAAAGCUCUUUAAUUAUUUAAA